CACAUACUUUGGCUAAAACCAUCUCCAGUAUUCACAUUCUCUUUUGAUACAUUUUCCUUAAGCAACAGAAAUCAGAAAUUUCAUUUUCUUGAUACUUUUUUGUUAUUGUAUAUCAGCAAGAAGAAGAAUAUGGCUAUUCAUUUGGUUGGUAAUCUUUCUAAGCAAAUUCUUCGCGGGUCUAUUUUUUCUCCAAAUAAAGCAGCUUCAAGAUGUUCAGAUGUACCAAAAGGUUUCUUAGCAGUUUAUAUUGGGGAAAUUGAGAAGAAGCGAUUUGUAGUUCCAAUAUCUUAUCUAAAAGAGCCUUUGUUUCAAGAUUUGUUGAGCAAAGCUGAAGAUGAGUUUGGCUUUGAUCAUCCCAUGGGCGGUUUAACAAUUCCUUGCAGAGAAGAUACUUUCCUUCAUGUCACUUCCAACUUGAAGAGAGCUUAAUAAGAGUAGGCAGAGGCAAUUAACCUAUCACAUAAAACAAUUUUGUAUGGCAUAAAUUGCCAAUUCAGAGUAAAUAUAUAUUACAGAAGAAAAAGAAUUCUGCUAAAUGAGGAACCCCAUUUUAUGGAAAUUCUUUUCACACAAUCCGUUAGCUGUUUACUUUCCUGCUAUUACAAAUUCUAGGCAGAUAAUUUGACAAACAAUUUUCAUAGAUGUUCCAGAAGGUUAUUAAGCAGUUUAUGUUGGAGAAAACAUAAACAAACCAAAACUAAAAAAAUAAAAAAGAUUUCUUUUUCCUAUGUCCUACUUGGAUCAGCUUACAUUUC
Messenger RNA from Jatropha curcas, 755 nucleotides. Its product is annotated as auxin-responsive protein SAUR21. Gene Ontology annotation, biological process: response to auxin. Lineage: Eukaryota; Viridiplantae; Streptophyta; Magnoliopsida; Malpighiales; Euphorbiaceae. The record is from RefSeq and is a predicted model, not a curated record.